AUGAGCCUCAUUGACCCUUUAGCAGUGGAUGCUGCAACGGAGCCACAGAUAGCCAAAACGGAGUGGAUGUGGGGUAUUGAAAGAGGAGGCAUUCUAUACUACGUGGACAGCCCAUACAACAAGAUCUCCUUCCGUUCCGAUAUCACCGUGAUGUACUUCAACGGCGACUUUAUACUCCUUCCCACCCACAAGACAUAUAUGGAUGCGAUGGUCUUUAGCAAGCGAGCUGGUUGCUUUUGCCGUGACGAAGAAGAUGAUUCGCCGCGACGCCCUUUGACAGCACUGGGCACAUCCUUCCGCUACGUUUUUAUUUCGCUCACGGACGCUGCACGAAAUUUGCUCCGGGAAUCCAUAAUGCCAAGUCAAACCGACGAAGACUGGAACGGCGGUAUUAACCCAGCCACUGGCAAGGUCAUGCCGUCCUCGGUCAAGGACUACCCUGUAGUCGAGGUGCACAGCAACCCGGUCUCGGUAUGCGCGUAUGCCCAGGAGGUGCUGGACGCCGUGAAGGGGCCGAAGCCGCUCGACAUCGUGCACUGGACCAACUGCCUAUUUCACUUCCAGAUGCGAUGGAGCAUGCACUCGUAUUUGCAAGCCCCCGAGUGGUUUGUCGAGACCGACGAUCGGAACGACCACUACGACGAGAGUCUGAGUGGUAGUGAGGCGACCGGGUACUGUCCGCUACCGAAGGACGGCGGUCAAUCGCGUGGCCGGGUUCCGCGCUAUGCGUCCUCGUCCGGCACUGCCGACUCGCAGACCAGCAGCCGUGUUAUGGAGUGGGCGAAAGGUAUACCGCGUCCCAGGACCGUUCGAUCCUCGUCUCCAGGCCGAUUCUCUCGCUCCGCGGCGAAGGGCACCAUCCCUGGGUGCUUUCAGUCCUCUCCGUGCCGCAAAGUCAAGCGUGCGAAGUCCAGUAGGUCCGGAGGAAAGGUACCGAGCUGGACGCAGCAAAAUGGUCGCUUUCCAACCCAUGUGUUUACGAGCAACGACUGGGCGAUGUUCUUCUAUGGGACGAGGUUGUCGGAGGAUGACGACGGGUACACUGACUGA
Molecule: messenger RNA, 1050 nt
Organism: Schizophyllum commune H4-8
Lineage: Eukaryota; Fungi; Basidiomycota; Agaricomycetes; Agaricales; Schizophyllaceae
Exons: 4
Coding region: 1-1050 (349 amino acids)
Source: RefSeq, a predicted model, not a curated record